GUUCGCCGCUUACUUGGCUGGACGAGGCGUCCGCCGGGACACGGGGGUGGUGGGUGGUGGAGAUGCCUGGGGGGUGCGGUUAAAGGACGCGCUAGUGGCAGCCGGUCAGGUGCUCCUGAUCCACAUUUUCAAAGUGACUUUGACAUGCAAACACCAGGCGGAGACUCUAACCAUCAAGCUCGUCAAAGUUAUUUCGCAGAUAUGGUGGACACCCAGCAGCUCCUUGCCUGGCCCGUGGGCUUCAGUCUGAGCGCCGCCGAUCUGCCCGAACUGGACGAGAGCUCCCACUCGUUGGAUGCCAAGCACCUGACCACAUUGGACUACACCUCCAUCUCAUCCUCGUCUUCCUCCCUGUCACCCUCGCUCUUAUCCUCCAUGUCUUCUGUCGGCGUGACCUAUGACCCCAGUCCGCUGCAGGGCGAGGACCACCUCACCAACCUGGACUACACCAGUAUGCACAGCUACAGGACUCACACGGACAUGCACAAUUCCAUCAAAUUGGAGCCAGAGUCGCCUCCACAACACACUGAGAGUCCGGCGUUCUCCAAGCUCCUGGACGACGCCUCAACAGCCGUGCUCAACAUUGAGUGUCGCGUGUGUGGAGAUAAAGCCUCCGGAUUUCACUACGGGGUCCACGCUUGUGAGGGAUGUAAGGGUUUUUUCAGGCGCACCAUCCGGUUAAAGCUGGUAUACGAUCACUGUGACCUUCACUGUCGCAUUCACAAGAAGUCCCGCAACAAAUGUCAGUACUGUCGCUUUCAGAAGUGCCUCAACGUCGGCAUGUCACAUAAUGCUAUUCGUUUUGGCCGGAUGCCCCAGGCGGAGAAGGAGAAACUGCUGGCGGAGUUCUCCUCCGACAUUGAGCACAUUCACCCGGAGGCAGCCGAUCUGAGGGCCUUGGCCAAACAUUUGUAUGAGGCCUAUCUCAAGUACUUCCCCCUCACCAAGGCCAAGGCCAGGGCCAUCCUCUCUGGCAAAACCGGAGACAAUGCACCUUUUGUCAUCCAUGACAUGAAGUCUCUGAUGGAGGGUGAGCAGUUCAUUAACUGCAGGCAGAUGCCUUUUCAGGAGCACCAGCAAGAGGCUUCUGCCCUUUCUGCUACGAACGGAGGUGCUGUCCUGGGGUCGGAGUACAGCUUUCUGGGAAUGACGAGCAUCACAGACCACGGAACGACAAAUGCAGUUGAGCUGCGUUUCUUCUACAGCUGCCAGUCGCGCUCGGCCGAGGCCGUGAGGGAAGUGACUGAGUUUGCCAAGAGCAUCCCAGGAUUCGUCGACCUGGAUCUCAAUGAUCAGGUGACGUUGCUCAAGUACGGCGUGAUCGAAGUCCUCAUCAUCAUGAUGGCGCCCCUGAUGAACAAAGACGGCACCCUGAUCUCGUACGGCCAGAUCUUCAUGACGCGGGAGUUCCUGAAGAGUCUCCGGAAGCCGUUUUGCCACCUGAUGGAGCCCAAGUUCGAGUUCUCUGUCAAAUUCAACACGCUAGAGCUGGACGACAGCGACAUGGCAUUGUUCCUGGCCGUCAUUAUCCUCAGCGGAGACCGUCCGGGCCUCUUGAACGUCAAGCCCAUCGAGCAGCUCCAGGAGACGGUGCUGCACUCCCUGGAGCUGCAGCUCAAAGUCAGCCACCCGGACUCCCUGCAGCUGUUCGCCAAGCUGCUCCAGAAGAUGACCGACCUGCGGCAGAUCGUCACCGACCACGUGCACGUCAUCCAGCUGCUCAAGAAGACCGAGGUGGACAUGUUGCUGCACCCGCUGCUGCAGGAGAUCAUGAAGGACUUGUAUUAGGAGCGAGACCACGACGGACGCAUGAGGUUGCAUCAAGGGUCCGGAAUUGAGAAAGAGACCAGGCGAAAACAUGAAGGUCAGGCGCCUCGUCUAGACUGUGUACACUCAUUCCUGACAUGGUUUUGGCUUGCAAAACCACAGCGUGCCGUUCUGAUUCCGACCCGAGAGAUUUCUGAUUGGCACGCUGAACUCGUGAUGGAGGCCAAAUGUAACUGUGAACGCCACACAGUGUGCUUGUAUGUGGCUUAUCAUGCCUAACACACGCAAAGCUUGAGAAUUUCCAUGAUGUUCAGUGACGUCAUGGGAUCAAUUGCGUAACUCCCCCACACACCCCCCAAGCAAUCUGAAGGUGCCAUCUUGUUAUGGAAAUCCGCUUCAUCUGACCAAUGAGAUGAACAAUCAGAUUGUUCCCUGUCACAUAUUUUUACUCUCAGCUGUCAAGGAACAAUCAAGACGAGCAUGUCACUACUGUGCCUUUGAACUGUAAAAUGUAUUUUGCAUAUAGUGGAAACAUCAAUGUUGCUCUCAUUUCACAACCAACGUUUUCCCCCCCUGGAAAUAUGGUAAACGAAAAUCGAAAAACCUCCAGUAGUUCAAGCCAGCAACCCCACCCACCCACCCACAAAAAAAAUGUAAUUCCAAAUUAUAUUAUCGUAUUUCUCCUGAAAAUGACUUGCGGAAAAUUGGAUUUUGGAAAAAAUGGAGUGCAAAAACAAAACAAAACACGGUGCACAGCUUCUCCAUAACGCCCUUUUGAAAUAAAUGAAUGCAUUCCAGCAAUGUUUUUAAGGAAAAUAUGACUGUUCAUUAUUGUUGGAUAUAAAAGCAUACAAAAUCAAAUAGAAUGUACAGAGUUCAGGUUUUUGCAUCACAAUUUCCUGUUUUAAUUCAGUGGACAUUGUGUUGGUCCUUGUGGUACGUAUUUGUACCUCGGUCACCAGGGAGCACUAUAAUACAUAGAGUGGGGCCAUUGUUUUGCUGUUUGUUUGUUUGUUUUGUGCUUCCACUUGUGAGGACAAAGUUGAGUUACAAGGGCUAUAUGGUGGCAGUGGACUCAGCUCAACUCACUUGAGAAGAAGCAGCACAUUAGCAAAUAGUGAAAAAGGAUUUUAAGAAAUUGCUUCAAAGUCUUUAUUGUCCCCGCUGAGGUUUACUGUCCAAUUAAACGGCAAGUAUAGAGAACUACAUAACAUACAUACAUAACUACAUAUAUUUAAAACAAUCACACAGUUUAGCAUGUCUCGCCACUAGCCUUAUGCUAAUGCUAAACAGCAUGUAUGUUGUACUGCUAACACCAAUGGUACAGCAACACAUGUAGACCAACAAAAUUCGAGUUUUUAUAGUCAUAUUUUAUUUAUCCUCUGCAAAAAAAAAAAAAAGACUAAUAUUAGUGCUGCACUGAUGGGUCUUGAUCUCUGUUUUACACUGCCCCCGGUGGCCAAGGCAGGCACACUGGAAAUAGUGGCCUAAUGGCUAUUUAAUUGAUGCAAUGUGAGAAAAACUUUUAUUCUUUUUCAUUUUAUUUAUGUCAUUACUGUAUGUGUUUAUAAAAUACUAAUGUCCAUAGUGAUAUUAUGGGAUGAUAUUUUUCCUUAUUAUAAUACACACAGCACCGUGUAUUUUUUGGGGGGGUUGGGGGGUUAAAAAGAGAUUACUGGCAUUUCCAUUCAUUUCAAUGGGAAAAGCUGAUUUGAGAUGUUUUGAGAUGUGACCGUGGUCAUGGAAGAAAUUCAAUUAAUGUUUCAAGACACCACUGUACUUACGCCGUAAAAUGCAGUAAUUCUCAUUUUCAGUAGAGCAUAAAGAAUACAUACCUGUGAGUAUUGAUAACGUUACUGCAGCGUUCUCGUUCAGCUAUCAGUUGUUUCAAGGUUUAUCAGUACCAGUCGUGAAUGCACGUGAGCCUAUUUGUGGGUUUUGUGCAUUGUGUAGUUUCGAGUUAGCUGACUUUCAUAAAGUGGAGUUCAGAUGGUUUUGUAUUUCUCUUUAUUUUAUGUUCAAUUUUACAGUCGACUUCAACUGGGAGUGGCAAUAAAGCAGCCCGAAGCCAACGGACGUCUUCGCUGUAUGCCAGAGUGCUGCCUGUUGUUGUGAAAGUUCCUGCUGCCAUCUAACUCGAGUCAUUGCUCCCAACACAAGGCAAAAUGAAAAAAUAAAAGAAAAAUAAUCCGCUGAGCAACUGCUCGUAUCUUGAAAAAUUUUGGUCACUUGUAUGAUGAGGUAGAGUGCGGGGGGACUAGUGGUUAGUGCCGUUGCUGAAGAAAGUCUAGAGCAGGGGUGUCGAUCUCAUUUUUGUCGCAGGACACAUUCUAGUUACGAUUUCCCUAAGAGGGCCGUUAUGGCUGUCAAACCAUGAAAAUCUUUUGCCUCAUCAUAUUUACACAUGAACUUUAUGAGCUAGUUUUGCAAUCGGAAAUCAAGGGUAAUGGGCUUUUGAACUAUUGCUGAUGUUUGGGCACACAAUCCAUGCAAUAUCGCAACGUUAUCAUUUAUGACAUGACAAUUUGAAAUUUUGGGACCGAUUUUAACACAAAUCCUGGAAGUUGAAACUCGUAAUUUGCCUUCUCGGGCCACACAAAAUCAUGUGGCGGUCCGGAUCUGGCCCCCGGACCUUAAGUUUGACACCCUUGGUCUAGAGGUUCUUUGUUUUAGAUCUUGGAUUGAGCCAUCCAUUUUCUCAGCCGCUUAUCCUCACAAAGGUUGUGGGAGUGCUGGAACCUAUCCCAGCUGUCAUUGGGCAGGAGGCAGGGUCCACCUUGAACUGGUUGCCAGCCAAUCGCUGGGCACAUCAAGACUGUCGCACUCACAAUCACACUUAGGGGCAAUUUAGAGUGUCCAAUUAAUGUUGCAUGUUUUUUGGGAUGUGGGAGGAAACCAGAGUGCCCGAAGAAAACCCACGCAGGCACUGGGAGAACAUGCAAACUCCACACGGGCGGGGUUGGAAUUUGAACCCUCAGAACUGUGAGGGCAACGCCCUAACCAGCAGCACCUCCGUGCCGCCAAGUGAGCCUUUCUCUAUUUUCGUGCAUUUUCAUCACGCUUUUGGUUACUCCAGCUUCCUCCAACAUUGCAAAAACAUGCAUGUUAGAUUUAUUGAAGACUCCUAACUCUUGGUUUUCGUUCUAUAUGUGCCCUACGAUUGGCUGAUGACCAGUCCAGGGUGUAACCUGCCUCUCGCGCAAAGUCCCCCACGAUAGGCUCUUUGCCAUCAUUAGUAAAGUUCUGUGGUCAUGUCACACAGACAAAAAAAGCCAAAGAAAAAGCAAAACACUUGUGAAUUUAAGUUGAGCUUCAGUCUUAUGAAGCCUCGGCACGUGACAAAGGCUUGAACUCUUACAUUUGUUUUACUUCUGAGAUGCCGACUUUAGAGGGUCCAUUGUACACAUACAAUAUGUACAUAUAAAAUGUAUUGUUUGUGUUCUAUAUUUGUUAUUAUAUAUGUAUUUUUCUGCACCGUUGCUGUUUUUUUUUUUUUUUUUUUUUUUUUUUUUUUUUUUUUUUUUUGUUAAAAUUAUUUGAACUCACGUGUCAAUGCAAAGUUCCGGACGUGCCUUAUCCAUCGAUCAAGAUGUUUUCUUGUAGUGAACACAGAUGAAGGGACCUGAUUAUUUGUUGCAAUUAAAUCAAGAUAUUUUCUAACUUUUUGCACAUUCGUCUCCUGUGGAACGUUGCACAAGCGUCUGGAAAAACAUUUCCAAAUUGCUUCCCUGAGAGCCUCCACUCUUGGAAGUGUAUUUUACAACGGUGACAUCAGCACCUCUUAGCAAACCCAUACACACACACACACACACACGCACACACCCUUUGGUGCGAUUGCAACACUCCUUUUUUUUUGUGGCAUUCAAAAUUAUAUUUAUGUGUUCAUGUAAUCAUCCCCUUUUGUUCCCCUGGUUUUAACGUGUCUUUUGAAGAGGUGAGGCAGUGUGGAUCACAUGACAGCAGUCAAGGUCAAUGUGAGGACGUUCACAUUAGCUGUGAGGUCAUUUCAACAAGACCACACACUCAUAAGUUUACAAAGAGCCUUAUCUUUUCUUCUUUUUUUUUGACCAUGUUCCUUUUAAAUGACUACAUUAAAAUGCCUUC
Syngnathoides biaculeatus (alligator pipefish) is the source of this 5871-nucleotide messenger RNA. It is a transcript of the gene pparg, whose product is annotated as peroxisome proliferator-activated receptor gamma. The record is from RefSeq and is a predicted model, not a curated record. Gene Ontology annotation, molecular function: RNA polymerase II cis-regulatory region sequence-specific DNA binding; zinc ion binding; nuclear receptor activity. The transcript has 9 exons. Gene Ontology annotation, cellular component: nucleus. The coding region runs from base 145 to 1788 and encodes 547 amino acids. Lineage: Eukaryota; Metazoa; Chordata; Actinopteri; Syngnathiformes; Syngnathidae. Gene Ontology annotation, biological process: positive regulation of transcription by RNA polymerase II; hormone-mediated signaling pathway; negative regulation of inflammatory response.